Messenger RNA from Aspergillus tanneri, 273 nucleotides. Its product is annotated as SUMO family protein SMT3. The transcript has 2 exons. The record is from RefSeq and is a predicted model, not a curated record. Lineage: Eukaryota; Fungi; Ascomycota; Eurotiomycetes; Eurotiales; Aspergillaceae. Gene Ontology annotation, cellular component: septin ring; nucleus. Gene Ontology annotation, molecular function: protein tag activity; ubiquitin-like protein ligase binding. Bases 1 to 273 code for a protein of 90 amino acids. Gene Ontology annotation, biological process: protein sumoylation.
AUGGCCGACGAAGGUGCCCCUCCUAGCGAUGUCCCUGUCGAGCACCUCAACAUCAAAGUCACCGACAACAACAAUGAAGUCUUUUUUAAGAUCAAGCGGUCGACUCAGUUGAAGAAACUCAUGGACGCUUUCUGCGAACGUCAAGGAAAACAGCUCUCCACAGUGCGUUUCCUUUUCGACGGUACCCGUGUUCGUCCUGAAGAUACCCCCGAAUUGCUGGAAAUGGCUGACGGCGAUACUCUUGAGGUUCAUCAGGAACAAAUCGGUGGUUGA